This is a messenger RNA of Sclerotinia borealis F-4128, 2508 nucleotides long. NCBI's taxonomy places the organism in Eukaryota, Fungi, Ascomycota, Leotiomycetes, Helotiales, Sclerotiniaceae. The record is from the annotation of a GenBank genome assembly.
AUGCAUCUCAUACCCAAGGAAAUAGAUAAGCUAGCCAUUUCCCAGCUUGGUCUGCUGGCACAGAGAAGACUUGCGCGAGGAGUAAAGCUAAAUCACUCCGAAGCAGUUGCACUUAUAGCAAACAAUCUUCAAGAGCUCAUUCGUGAUGGAAACCAUACGGUCGCAGAUCUCAUGUCAAUUGGCGCAACAAUGCUCGGGCGUCGUCAUGUUCACCCCGCGGUUUGCUCGACUCUCACAGAACUUAUGGUCGAAGGAACUUUUCCAACCGGAACAUACUUGGUGACGGUGCAUCAUCCUAUUAGUACUGAUGAUGGAGAUUUGGCAAAAGCGCUUUAUGGAAGUUUUCUGCCAAUUCCGGAAAUGGAGCUUUUUCCAUUGCCAUUGGAUGCGGAAUACGAAUCGACUAAACGUCCGGGUGCUUUAAUCACCGUGAAGGGUAAGGUCAAGCUGAAUGAAGGAAGGAAGAGAACAAAGUUAAGGGUGACGAGUAAGGGUGAUAGGCCAAUUCAAAUUGGGUCACAUUAUCAUUUUAUCGAAACUAAUCCUCAACUCGAGUUCGAUCGCAUAAAGGCAUAUGGUUACCGUCUUGAUAUUGCGGCUGGCACAUCAGUUCGGUUCGAACCUGGAGAUACCAAAACCGUCACAUUGGUUGAAAUCGGUGGAAACAAAAUCAUUCGAGGUGGAAAUCAUAUUGCUACUGGCAAAGUAGAUAUUACUCGAGUGGAUGAAAUUUUGGUCAAUCUACAAGAAGCAGGAUUCGCACAUACCUCUGAGCCAAGUGGUGAUGCUGCUUAUAUCGAUAUAUUUGAAAUGGAUAGAACGGCAUACGCAACUAUGUUCGGCCCAACAGUAGGUGACACCAUUCGCUUGGGUAAUACAGAUCUUUGGAUCAAAGUCGAGAAGGAUUUGACUUCUUAUGGAGAUGAAUGUAAAUUUGGCGGCGGCAAGAGUCUGCGAGAAGGUAUGGGCCAGGCUACCGGCGUAUCUGACGAAAUAUCACUGGAUCUUGUCAUUGUCAAUGCCCUAAUCGUGGAUUGGACCGGUAUUUACAAGGCCGAUAUCGGUGUCAAGAAUGGUUUAAUAGUAGGUAUUGGUAAGGCUGGUAAUCCAGAUGUGAUGGACUGUGUCAGUCCGAACAUGAUAGUUGGAUCUUGUACCGACGUUGUUGCUGGGGAAGGUAAGAUCAUUACCGCCGGUGGCUUUGACACUCACAUUCACUUCAUCUGCCCUCAACAAGUCUAUGAAGCUAUCUCAUCCGGUAUUACUACAAUGCUAGGCGGCGGAACUGGUCCUAGCGCUGGAACGAGUGCUACAACUUGCACCCCAGGGAAAAAUUAUAUGCGACAAAUGCUUCAAGCUUGUGAUACUUUACCAGUGAAUAUUGGCAUUACAGGCAAAGGAAAUGAUAGUGAUCCUACAGCACUUCGUGAGCAAGUCAUUGCUGGAGCUUGUGGUCUCAAAUUACAUGAAGAUUGGGGCACCACACCUUCAGCUAUUGAUUCCUGUCUUACUGUUUGCGAUGAAUUCGAUAUUCAAUGUCUGAUUCAUACCGAUACUUUAAACGAGUCAGGUUUUGUUGAGUCUACGAUUGCUGCGUUCAAAAAUCGUGCUAUUCACACUUAUCAUACUGAAGGUGCCGGUGGUGGUCAUGCACCUGAUAUCAUUAGUGUUGUUGAGCAUGCAAAUGUUCUCCCAUCUUCUACUAAUCCUACGAGACCUUAUACUAGAAAUACACUUGAUGAGCAUCUAGACAUGCUUAUGGUUUGUCAUCACCUUUCCAAGAACAUUCCCGAAGAUGUCGCCUUUGCAGAAUCUCGAAUUCGUGCUGAAACUAUUGCAGCCGAAGAUGUACUCCAUGACCUAGGAGCAAUCAGUAUGAUGUCUUCUGAUUCUCAAGCAAUGGGUCGCUGUGGAGAAGUUAUCAUGAGAACAUGGAACACAGCCCACAAAAAUAAAGUUCAACGUGGUACUCUCGGAGAAGAUAUGGGGAGCGACGCAGACAAUUUCCGAGUGAAGAGAUACAUUAGCAAGUACACUAUUAAUCCAGCAAUUGCUCAAGGAAUGAGUCAUGUUAUUGGUAGCGUGGAGGUUGGAAAGAUCGCGGAUCUUGUCGUUUGGGAUCCAGCUUGGUUUGGGACAAAACCCAUGACCAUUAUCAAGAGUGGUUUGAUCGCUUAUGCUCAGAUGGGUGAUCCCAACGCUUCCAUCCCAACAGUCCAACCCAUCAUCUCCCGCCCUAUGUUUGCACCCCUCGUCCCCUCUACCUCCAUCCUUUUCGUCUCCGAGUCGUCAAUUUCCUCGGGUACGAUUGCAACCUAUGGUCUGAAAAAACGUGUGGAGGCAGUGAAGAAUUGCAGGACGAUUGGGAAGAGGGAUAUGAAAUUUAAUGAUCAGAUGCCGAAGAUGAAGGUUGAUCCGGAGAAUUAUAGGGUGGAGGCUGAUGGUGUACAUAUUGUUUGUGAGGCGGCCGAGUGGUUGCCGUUGGCACAAAAUGCUUAUGUUUAUUAG